UCCUAACAAUCUCCAGAAUGAGUUCUUUAUUUCGUAGUGAGGAGAUGUGUCUCGUGCAGCUGUUUUUUCAAACUGAAUCGGCUCACAAUUGCAUCAAUGAACUCGGGUAUCUUGGAUUGGUUCAGUUUAAAGAUCUGAAUCCUGGUGUAACAGCAUUUCAAAGGCGAUUUGUGAAGGAAGUGAAGAAAUGUGAAGAAAUGGAGAGAAUUCUAAGGUAUCUUGAGAAGGAGAUGGUGAAAUCUAACAUUGUAAUUGCUGCAACAAAGGAGAAGGAGAUGGCUCCCUGUCCCAGAGAUGUUCUGGAGCUUGAGUCCACGUUUGAGAAGUUGGAGCAGGAGCUGCGAGAAAUCAACUGUAACCAUGCUGCACUCAGACAGAACCUCAUUGAGCUGAUGGACAUUGACUCUCUGCUGAGGAUGACGGAAGACUUCUUUGAAGAGGCUGAGUCGCUACUAACCUGCUCUGAGGUUCCUUCUGAAGAUUCCGUGUCUAUGACCGUUUCAUCACACAUAACCAGCCGCAGAAACAGCAACUCCAGCACCACUGGAGCUCUACAUUUAAGCUUUAUUGCAGGUGUCAUCAAACAAGAAAGGUUUCCUGCUUUUGAAAAGGUUCUUUGGCGCCUUUUUCAUGGAAACUUCGUCCUUCGGCAUGCAGAGAUACAGACCACUGAGGAACUCCAAGCGGUGAGGGGAGUUGUGAAGAAGGACGUGUUCAUUAUAUUUGUCCAGGGAGAUCAUGUGCGAGAAAAGAUCAGAAAAGUGUGUGAAGGGUUUCGUGCCAGCUUGUACUCAUGCCCCAAAACUCUGUAUGAACGCAAGCAAAUGAGCAACCGCAUAAUGACACAAAUGGAAGAUCUUCGAAUGAUCCUGAGAAGAACUGAAGAAUAUCGUGCUGGUGUCUUGACCCGAGCAGCGGAGCAUGUACAGGAGUGGGGCAGUAAAGUGAAGAAGAUGAAGGCCAUCUACUACACCCUCAAUCUCUGCAACAUUGACAUCACGCAGAAGCUGAUUGUGGCAGAGAUCUGGUGUCCUGUGUCAGAUCUCAAUUUAGUUCAAAACGCCCUGAUUAAGGGAUCAGAGCAGAGUGGUUCCACUGUGACUCCAGUCCUGAACCGCAUCCAAACCCAGCAAACUCCACCAACCUUCAACAGAACCAACACAUUUACUGAGGGUUUCCAGACUAUUAUUGAUGCCUAUGGGGUCGGUACUUAUCAGGAAAUCAAUCCAGCUCCAUACACUAUCGUAACCUUUCCCUUCCUGUUUGCGGUGAUGUUUGGAGAUUGUGGUCAUGGACUGGUGAUGACGCUAUUCGCAGUCUGGGUCAUUUCACAGGCUGAAACUUUACGAAUGUUGAAAAAUGAGCUUACAGAUGUUGUAGUUGGGGGACGCUAUAUUAUCCUGCUCAUGGGAAUGUUCUCUAUCUACACUGGCCUGAUUUACAACGACUGCUUCUCCAAGUCCUUCAACAUCUUCGGCUCUUCCUGGUGUGUUCGUCCCAUGUUUUAUCCACAUGGGCCUUGGCAAAAUGAAACACUGCAUGAGCAUCACCAUCUUCAGCUGAACCCAUUUGUGCCCGGAGUUUAUUCGGGACAUCCAUAUGUGUUUGGAAUUGACCCGGUUUGGAAUAUCGCAUCAAAUAAGCUGUCCUUUCUAAACUCCUUCAAGAUGAAGAUGUCGGUCAUAUUGGGAGUCAAUCAUAUGCUCUUCGGACUCACCCUGAGCUUGGUAAACUUUGUGCAUUUCCAAAAAUUCCAGGACAUUUUCCUUCAGUUUGUUCCGCAGCUGAUCUUCAUGCUGUCUCUGUUUGGAUAUCUGAUCUUCCUCAUCCUCUACAAAUGGUGCAUCACUCUACAGUCUGAAACGGCUCCCAGUAUUCUGCUGCUCUUCAUCAACAUGAUGCUGUUUGAUUACCAGUCUGGGCAUAAGCUUCUCUAUGGAGGACAGAAAGCAGUUCAGAUCUUCUUGGUUGUGACGGCGGUGCUCAUGGUUCCUGUGCUGCUUCUGGUCAAACCCUUCCUCAUCUACAGGACCCGAAUGAAGACUAGACACCAGGUGAGUAUGGGUGACAUCUUUGUGUAUCAGGCCAUCCACACAAUCGAGUACUGCCUGGGCUGCAUCUCUAACACGGCCUCGUAUCUUCGGCUCUGGGCGCUCAGUCUGGCUCACGCAGAGCUGUCGGAGGUGCUUUGGCGGAUGGUUCUCCAGGUUGGUCUUAAGAUCUCCUCUGGAAUGGGUUCAUUCCUGCUCGUUUUGCUGUUUGCUGCUUUCGCUGUUCUCACCGUGACUAUUCUACUGGUUAUGGAGGGCCUGUCUGCAUUUCUCCACGCUUUACGACUGCACUGGGUUGAAUUUCAGAACAAGUUUUACGAGGGAUCCGGCUACAAGUUCACACCCUUGUCCUUUGACAGCCUGUUAAAAACACAGCAGUAAUAGUUUUUAUACAUGCUAUUCUUGUCGUUUUUAUGGUAAAUAUAGUUUUGUGAAUGCAACAAAUGCAUAUUUCAAAUCAUAGGUCUUCAACAGGGAAGUGAUGAAAAUUUGCAAAUAGAUGACUUUGUUUCUCCAUCAGAACAGAUUUGCAGACAUUUAGCAUCAC
Labeo rohita (rohu) is the source of this 2598-nucleotide messenger RNA. RefSeq names its product V-type proton ATPase 116 kDa subunit a 1. Gene Ontology annotation, biological process: vacuolar acidification; proton transmembrane transport. Lineage: Eukaryota; Metazoa; Chordata; Actinopteri; Cypriniformes; Cyprinidae. Gene Ontology annotation, molecular function: proton-transporting ATPase activity, rotational mechanism; ATPase binding. Gene Ontology annotation, cellular component: vacuolar proton-transporting V-type ATPase, V0 domain; vacuolar proton-transporting V-type ATPase complex; plasma membrane. The transcript has 19 exons. Bases 18 to 2432 code for a protein of 804 amino acids. The record is from RefSeq and is a predicted model, not a curated record.